Malaya genurostris is the source of this 1954-nucleotide messenger RNA. RefSeq names its product serotriflin-like. Gene Ontology annotation, cellular component: extracellular region. The transcript is spliced from 7 exons. NCBI's taxonomy places the organism in Eukaryota, Metazoa, Arthropoda, Insecta, Diptera, Culicidae. The record is from RefSeq and is a predicted model, not a curated record. The coding region runs from base 901 to 1713 and encodes 270 amino acids.
AAAGAGACAUACUUGUGAUUCUUUUAUAUUAUAACACAUAUUGCAAAUCAUUAAAUUAAAAACAAUGUGAAAAAACUUAACUGGUUCACAAGGAAGCAGGAAUUGAAUUAUUUUUCUCAAUCAGUCGGUAGUCGGUCACGCUCAGUUUUAGCCAAUAUAAUCAACGAUCUUUUUCUUAUAUCUCUCUGAGCCAGGGAGGAUAGAAAUUGAAUUGAGAUACAAAUUAAAAUCGAUCAGUCCUGAUGUGGGAAUCCGGCUCUCUUUUAUUUUUUUGACGACAUAGACCGAAUCUCUGGUAGAAGCUGGCGGCAAUUUUUCUUUUGCUUUCUUGUGACCAGAUCGUAUUUAAAUCAGUUUACCCUGAGAAUCUUGGCCGCACAGACGCGUGAGAUUUUUGUCGUCAUUUUUUUACGAAGUCGCGAAUUUUUAGACUUGAUUGUGCUCCGUAUGUUGGAAGCUGACGUUAAGGUUCUCUAACAACGCGUAAUCAGAAACGGUUUUAUAUGCGCCUGCUUGCUGGCUAGCGUAGAAUAACAAAACACCGGAUAAGUGAUGGAAGAUUUAUGUUUGGUGCCACACACAGUCCAGUGUUCGUAUUGACGUGUGCCGCAUAAAUUAAUUAUGAGAUGGACCACACAAGUCUAAAGUGAUAAUUUAAAUGUCCAAACAGUAGAAGUGCACAUUAUUCUUGGGAUGCAUAGAAAACGAUAUUGAUCACUAAUAUCGGAGCAUAGUAUAUAGAUCGUGACCAGCAUACGGAUAAUUAGUUGACCAUAUGUUAAAGCAUAGUGCAGAAAUAUUGGCAUGAGUUCAGAUACAAUUGGUUUUAAGAUCUAGUAUGAUAAACUGAGUUAAAUCUAUCUAUCAUCGAAACAUUUGAGUCAAACGAAAUCAUUGGAAAUGGUUAGUUCCAGCAUCUUACUGACUCUGCUAGUACUUACUUUAGAAGUAACAGUCAGUUGGCGGUUUGACCGAAUGCCCAGACUGUAUGGAGACAGGCUACCAACGAAAGUGAUAUCACCUCGAACGCGCAAAGUUCAACGUCGAAUCGUGGUAUUGCAUGAUUUUUUCCGCACCAAAGUGAUUCCACCGGCCUCCAAUAUGCUGAGCAUGAAGUGGCACUAUGGGGCGGCAAGAUCGGCACAAAAGUGGGCGGAUCAAUGUCGGCUACUCACCCACGACAGCCCGAAGGGUCGUUGGAUUGACAACUAUGGAGCGUGCGGACAAAACAUCUUUGUCUCUACUCAUAAAGUUCCAUGGUUAUUUGCACUUCGAACUUGGUUCUUGGAGCGACAGAACUUUACAUACGGAUCACAUAAAAACGAUUUGAUAGCAGUGGGACAUUACACGCAGAUGGUGUGGGCAGCUACUCAUGAAGUUGGGUGCGGAUUGUCGAAAUGUGCUGGCGGAGGUCCUCGGGGCAAGCCGUAUUUUAAUUAUGUCUGCAAUUACUGUCCAAUCGGGAAUCAUGGAGAUAAGCUAGGCACGCCAUACAAGCGAGGUAAACCGUGUCAUUCUUGUCAUCAGCAUUGUCACUCUAAAAAGAUAAAAUUAUGUACUAACAUCUGCAGCUCGGCGGAUUUGUGGGCAAAUUGUCGAGAGUUGUAUAAAACAUGGCCUGGUUGGUUAUGCAACACGGUUACACCGGAGGGCCUGGAACGGCACAGGAACUGCUUAGCUACUUGUACAUGUCAAGGAAAGAUUCAUGAUUAGAUGACAUGAAUAUUCAUUAUUUAAACAGUCUUAGUAUAAGCAGUGCCGCAUGUGCCUAAAGAAUUGGAAAUGUAUAAGAUCGACUGAACAUUGAAUAAAUCAAUUGUGUUAUUUUCAGAUGAAAAGACCACUAGAUAUAACGCAGAUCGCAGAAAAUUGAGAAAAAAUAUUAUCAUGCGAAUUUAUUAUAUUUUUGAAUAAUGCCAAUUUGAAGUUAAUUGAAAAGUUAUAAUUUUAAAAA